GUAACAUUCAAACAGACUCUCACAUGCAUUGCGUUCACAGCAUUCACAGCACUAUUGCAUUCACUUUAAUACAGUUAUACAGCAUAUCGUGAUUCACAUUACAUAACAUUUAUGAUGCAAACCAUUGGCCACCGAUUGUCCGCAUUUGCCGUAUUAGUUGUCAUACAAGUCAUAUCAUUGAGAGCUGUGCUCACGGGUGGUGUUGUGGCCAAUGAUAAUCACCAGAUGAUCACCAUUUCAUCCACCAAUACAUCCAAUGCCUCCUCAUUCACCUCCCGGUGCCCUGUAUUGGACGCCAAUCCCAUAGACUCUGAAGAUGUGAUUUUCCUGAGUUCGUGGCAAACGAUGAAAUACUGGACAUCAAACUCAGCGCUUCAUUCGUCCAAAACAAUUGAUGUCUUGGAUUCAGUGAAUGCAUCGAAUGACAGGAAAUUAACUGCAAUUGACUUUUAUGCCUCCGAAGACCAUUGUGUGAAUGUCUUGGUUUGGGCCGAACUGACCACCAAAACAGUACUAGCCGUCAAUUCUUUGAAUAAAACUAUUUAUUUAGCAUUAUUUCAAUUUUCUCGAAUCGAUGUCUUCGAUAUCGAGCGACAAGUGAUUAGCAAUUUCUUGACAAAUGUCUCAAAACCGGUGGACAUUGCCAUCGAUAGUGAGCGACAAAUGUUGUUUUGGAUCGAGAACUGGACGUGCAUUUCCCAGACGUCCUUAACUCACGUCAAUAUAGUGAAGAUGUGCUCAACUAAAGCCCGGGCCAUA
This is a messenger RNA of Medioppia subpectinata, 759 nucleotides long. Lineage: Eukaryota; Metazoa; Arthropoda; Arachnida; Sarcoptiformes; Oppiidae. The record is from the annotation of a GenBank genome assembly.